Messenger RNA from Trematosphaeria pertusa, 1539 nucleotides. RefSeq lists its product as uncharacterized. The transcript has 3 exons. The coding region runs from base 363 to 1310 and encodes 315 amino acids. NCBI's taxonomy places the organism in Eukaryota, Fungi, Ascomycota, Dothideomycetes, Pleosporales, Trematosphaeriaceae. The record is from RefSeq and is a predicted model, not a curated record.
UGGGAAAGCGGCCCCAACGCGCCCGACUCAACUCCGGUAGCGGCCCGUAUAGACGUCACCGGCGGGCAAUAGCAUAUCAGCCUCGACAGAGAUAUGAUGGGAGGGCCUGACUCGUGGCUUGAGCUUCAUUUCCUAUAUCUCUGCAUCCAACACUCCGCCAAUCUCAGUCCCCAUGGCCUGAGUAUACAUUGGCAGCCCUCCGUCCCUCUUGGGCUCGCCAGUCUUCCCGUUCCUCCCUCUUUUUGCCUAUUCCUCUCGUUUCCUCUUCAUUUCUUCCGCGCGGCAUAACAGCUGAAGCUGAGCAUUGCCCGGCACGCUCCACUGUAACUGUACUAAGCGCGUAUAGGUUUAUCCUUCGGCAGAUGCAAAGGGGCCGUGGACGAGGACGAGGUAGAAAUCCAAACCCUGCCCGGAGCACUUCGAGGAGAGGAAUCAGACCCAGUUCCCGCAACACCAUCUCCCGGACCACCAGCCGCGCGUCAGUAAGACGAUCGGCCCGAAUCGCAGAGCUACUCAACGGCGAAGUCAACGGCGAAGUCAACGGCCAUCCCGAACCAUCCGCAAGCACCUCGAUGGCUGACGUUGCAAGGCCACGGGCGCUAGGAAGAGGCUCGGCUCGCAGAACACACCACUCUGGAAACAGCCGCCGCUCCAGGUCUGGUCGGCAUUCCGUGUCACCAGAAGACAUCAGAUACGCCAUGGACAUCAUCGUCCAACCGCCUCCCAGCGCCCGUGCCGGCUAUUCCUUAAACGGCACCAUUAUUGUCCGUUUACGGACGACCAAUGCCAAUCCCGAGGACGCCAUCGCUGAUUCCAGCAACCUUGUCGCCGUUGCCACGCUGGUCCCUGGCCCGAAUUCGACAGGCUCAACUGAUCCUGCGGUCCUCAAUGGACUGCUCGCCGGCCGACGUUUCGAUUCCAUUCAUCCCUUCUCCGACGACGAAGCGGAUGGCUCCAUCGCCUCCAUGGAGCUCGACGACCCCCGCGGGGUCGGCUACAUGCGCUUCUCCGACCUCAGCAUCCGCCAGGCCGGCACCUAUCGGAUACGCAUCACUUUGCUACGGGUUAGGGGCUCGAGCUCCGACCCUCCUGUGGCCUCUGUGACUGGAGGAGCUGCAGUGCAAAUUGUCGAUAGCAACCCAAUCGUCGUCCAAGGAAGCGGCCCAACUCCCAAUCUGGCAGCAUACAACGCGAUUUCAUCGGCGGAUCGGAGACGAGGCCGCAUAUGUAGCCCGACACGACAUCCACAACGGCGUACCUGCAUAUCAUCCGCAAUCGCAUCCCCGUCUAUAUUUCACAUGCGGAUCUGAACAUGUCAGCCCAAGUGGAAGGCUGCAUCUGCGCCCCGUACUUCCGCGCACGUCAUAUGUCGUAUGCCUGCCAUAGUCCAUUGAGUGGGUCUCUCGCAUCUGCAUCUGCAUCUGCAGCUGCAGGAACAGAAACGCAAGCUGCAUGUCGAUAGCAUAUUGACUAUCUCUUUCUGGGUCUCACGCCAGCCCCGUAGGUUCAAAGCGCCAUUAUAACAUGAUUGCUUACCCG